Messenger RNA from Polyodon spathula (Mississippi paddlefish), 3678 nucleotides. Its product is annotated as ras-related protein Rab-8A-like. Gene Ontology annotation, biological process: regulation of exocytosis; protein localization to plasma membrane; Golgi vesicle fusion to target membrane. The transcript has 8 exons. Lineage: Eukaryota; Metazoa; Chordata; Actinopteri; Acipenseriformes; Polyodontidae. Gene Ontology annotation, molecular function: GTP binding; GTPase activity. The annotation marks the transcript as partial. Gene Ontology annotation, cellular component: endosome; dendritic spine; plasma membrane. The record is from RefSeq and is a predicted model, not a curated record.
UCAGAAGAUGCCUUUAAUUCAACGUUUAUUUCAACUAUAGGUAUUGAUUUUAAAAUCAGAACAAUAGAACUGGACGGCAAGAAGAUCAAACUACAGAUAUGGGACACAGCAGGGCAAGAGCGAUUUCGAACGAUCACGACAGCGUACUACCGAGGAGCUAUGGGGAUCAUGCUGGUGUAUGACAUCACCAACGAAAAGUCUUUCGACAACAUCAAGAACUGGAUACGGAACAUAGAGGAGCACGCCUCGGCCGACGUAGAGAAGAUGGUCCUUGGAAAUAAGUGCGACGUAAAUGAGAAGCGGCAGGUUUCCAAAGAGCGAGGAGAGAAGCUGGCAUUGGAGUAUGGAAUCAAAUUCAUAGAAACCAGUGCAAAGGCAAAUAUCAACGUGGAAAAUGCAUUUUUAGCUCUUGCCAGUGACAUCAAAGCAAAAAUGGACAAGAAAUUGGAAGGCAACAGUCCACAAGGCAGCAGUCAAGGGGUGAAGAUCACCACAGAACAACAGAAGAAGAGCAGUUUCUUCCGCUGUGUCGUGCUGUGAGAGACCGCAGCCUUACUGGAGCCCCGCACGGCUCAACCAAACCGGACUGCGCUUGCUCCCAGUGCCCCCCCUCCCUCCCACCCCACCUCUCUGGAUCCAACCUCUCCCCUACAGGCCCUGCGUUACUGCGGACAGCCACACUGAGAUUCAGCUGUUCCUUCCACCUUGUUUGGGUGUUGCUUGUCAACAGCAUCUUCUGCCAGGGAGGCGGGGUUAGGGUAGAACGGGGUUCAAAGAGGAACUGUCCGUGUUGUCUUAGCGAAACAGCAGAACUGUUUUUGAGUUCUCUCUGAUGUUAUUAAAUCUGGUUUUACUCUUCGAAUUCUGCACCGAGCGACCAAGUCCCCUCCCACUUUAGAAUUAUGAAUCCUUGAUGAAUUCUAUCCAUUCCAUGCCGGGUGUUCUGAUCCGUCUGAGUACCUUGUCAGGUGAGCGAGUUUCGAGAUUUUAAACAUGCACCCAGCUCAGGGCUCAAGAGCUCAUUCCUAGUUGAUCAAAUCGCUCUUGAGACCAUAAAUGACGAUAUUCACUCUUUCAAGGUCUCUGCCUUUCUGAUAUGCAAUAAAAAUGAUAAAACAGCAGCCUCUAUCUUUUUACUGCAAUUUGAAAGCGCCGACAUUUCCCAUUUGGGUUCAGUUCCUUUUUAAAUAAAUGUGUUGAAUUUAAAACUUAUUUAUUUUUUGCUCAUUGCAUAUUCAGGCUGAAGUCUGCAAGAUUUCAUCACCUUUCUUGACAAAUCGGAUCAGGUUUUCAUAAAGGAGGCAAAUUACUUAAAGGAAAAAAGUGUGUUUUUCUUUCCUUUAUUCCAAAAUAAUUCUGCUCCCUAAUUUCAAGCCCGUCCACAUUCCUUGAAGGUCAGACGCCUCCUGUUAUAGAUGUCAGGUUUACAUUCCAUUGUUUGACACUUAAUUGUUUUUGGCUUUGUGGGCUUGGCUUAAUUUCCAGAAUAUGUUUUCAGCAGUUUAGUUUUGAAAUCUCCCGUGCAAUUUAACUCUGAUUCAUAAACUUUCGAAGUACAUUUAAAAUAAAAAUAAAAUAAAAAUUGUAUCGCAUAACAAUUUAAUUUUUUUUGUUAUAAAAAUGGCAAACCAGUAUCCAUACUAAAUCCAUGCUACAAAUGCUAUGUCUUUAAUUUUGUAACUUGCCUGAUUGUUGUGUGUUGUAAUCAUUAGUGACACUCCAGGAUCCAUCUCAACUAGAGAGAGCACCAGGACUUUUAGCUAAGUUUUAAAAUCUCCCAACCACACUUCUAAGAAAGCAUGACUUUGGUUAGUAUUUACCCUGCUUCAUUUGCACUUGAGAAAGCUUAGGGUGAUUUGAGACAAAAGGGCAAAGGAUUUAUAAUUUAUUUUAAUAGACUGUGGACCAUUUAAUUUUUUUCUAUUGCUGUCCUCCUCUUGCAAUACUUUCCAUAAAGACAAUUUCAUUGUGUUAAGCAGAUUCUGUUAAUAGUGUUCAGUGCAUGCUUUUCACUUCUGAUAAAAACCACUGAUUUUUUUUUCUUGAGAGAGGUUUGCAAAUUCAGGAGCCUGUUCAAACAAACUAGCAAAGUGUCUCUCUACUCUCAAUACUGAUGCAAACCUUUGUAAAGGAAGUCGCUUGUGUGUAAAUAAGUUUCUCCUAACCAGCAGCUUGGUGCUCUACCAUGACAGUCCCAUGAGGGAAAAGGAAUUUCUCUGGGAGCAAUUCCACAUUGAUUUAAAGGAUCUUAGAGUAAAGCUACCGUUGUGAUUGUGCUACAAAAACCAUACAGUGCACAACAGGAAGCUGAAGGAAUGUUGCAGCUCGUUCGGGAACUCUUUGAUACAAGCAUAUCCGCACCGUUCCCCUCCUUUCUUAACCAGCUGAAUCCUUCAUCUACUGCAAUCAUUCUUUAAUUCAGUUUGUCUCUUGUUUUUGUUGUAUAUUCAAAGGGCUUGCAGUGAAGGAGGCUUGAUUGCAUAUCCCUGGCUUUUGGUGUUACUGUUCAGGCUGUCUUGCGUUAAGUGUCAUUGUACCAGUAUGUAUACAUACAUUAAAAAAUUCUUGUAAAUUCCAUGUUGAUGGAUAGUUAUGACCCGUGUUUGUUUGAAAAGUUUUACUAUAAGCAUGCCAUACAGUAUAUUAAAUUUUAGCUGGCAUAUCCGUUGCUGUCAAUAAUCCAGUUGCUUCAUACGUAAACAAGGUUUGCCAACCCAAAAUUAUAAUUGUAAUAAAAUUAGCCCAGAUACUUAUUAGAUAUGCAAUCAGGAUAUUUGACAGCAUGUACACAUACUUAUAAAUUGAUUUGUAUAAUGUUACAAUACAGAUAGCAAGACUAAUAAAUAUCACUGCACAAUAGUGACAUCUGUAGGCAAGAGAUGGGACUGCAGGCAGUGUUUUGUGUGUUUUUGUUGAGUAGUACAGUAGUGUGUGAACUAGCUGUCACUUGCAAUCGUGAUCUGAAGUCAAAGUAGUCAAUCAGUAUUACAUUACCCCCAGAAGGGUUUUAAUUGCUUGAAGAACUAGUUAUGUGUGUUUCUCCAACAAUGCACCCCUGCAGCUUAAAGCCUGUCAUUUGACAUUUAACAAGAUGCUCACGUUUUGCAAAACAUGAAAUUUCACUGAAAGACUUGAGGCCUAAUGCACUUCACUUGCUUUAACAAUGUCUAUUUUGUUAACCCAUUGGAUCUUUUAAAGAAUGGCUUUAAUUACUUCAUCACUGCUAGUGAAUGCUUUGUAGCUACACACACACACACACACACACACACACACACAUUAUUGACCUGAGUACAGGCCAGUGCAACUCCCUUCAUUUAAAAGGAUUGUUCUCCAAAAGAAUCUUGAUGUUUAAUGAGUGUCUUACAUAACUGAAGACUCACCCGUUUGAAUCGCAUUUAACUGUCUUGGCUAUCAGGAAGAUCGAUCACAUUGUCGAUUUUCACGUUCUGAAUCUAAAAUCUCCAUUCGGUAUCUCCAGAAUCGUACCCCGCCUCUCUCCGUCACAGACCACAAGCAGCAUGUCUUUAGAUGUCUGUGUUGGAUUCCAAGUAGGGCAGUGCAUACAUUUAUACCCUGGGGCAACCCGCACUUGUUUUUAAGGGAGGUCUUGUACUGGAUGUCCUUUUCUCUUUCCAUUAUGUGGUUGGUCAAUGAGUUAUGUUUUUUUUUUUUUUUUUU